Lotus japonicus is the source of this 2201-nucleotide messenger RNA. RefSeq names its product WAT1-related protein At1g68170-like. The transcript has 7 exons. The record is from RefSeq and is a predicted model, not a curated record. Gene Ontology annotation, cellular component: plasma membrane. The coding region runs from base 835 to 2028 and encodes 397 amino acids. Lineage: Eukaryota; Viridiplantae; Streptophyta; Magnoliopsida; Fabales; Fabaceae. Gene Ontology annotation, molecular function: transmembrane transporter activity.
AGCCAUAUGGUGACUUGAGAAACAAACAAAUUAAGUUAGUCCGCAUGGCCGGUCCCCUAGACGCCGCAGUGUUUCACCUCAUGGUCGCAGCUACAGCAGGUCACCACCUCCUUACCGUGCUCGUGAGGAGGUGCCUUAUUCUAAUGGAAAUGGGCUUAGGGAAAGGCACCGAAGCAGAAGUUGAUUUUAAAUUUGGUAACUGCAAUUAAGAGGACAGUGAGAUUUUGUUAAUGUAGUGGUGCUUGGACUUGCAGUAUGUGUCUGUUUUGUUGGGCAACGCCCUGAGUUUCUACUCUUGUAUUUGAUUAGAUACUUUAUUGAUGUCUCAGGUAAUGUUUCUUUUUUCUAUGCAAGAAUGCUUGUAGUCUAGUUGCAUGUCCAUUAAGGUUGUUGCUACUAUUUGUUAGAGAUUCUGAUCUUUCUAAGACAUAUGCUUGGCUACUCUAAAAAAAAUGGAUGUAAGGUAGACAACUUUUUUUGAAAAGUUAGUGUUUUAACUCGUUUAAUAUCUCUGCUUUAGUUUUAUUUCACUGUCAUAUUAUAUUUCUGUUUUUUUCCUUAUCACACUAUCAUUAUAAUUAAUAGUUGUAGAGAAAGUGCAACAUUAAACGGUGCAAACAAAUACAGGCUAAUUUUGGAUAUCAGUUGCACUCAUACAAGAUGACGUUAGCACGCACUAAAGUAACCUGAAUCUUAUUAUAUAUAGCUCUAGCACUCAGUUUCUCUAUCUCUCAUUCACCACUAUCACACUGUCUUAUGUGAAAUUUAAGCCCAUUUUCAGAGUUGGACGUUGGUGUGACCAGUGGUAGUGGUAACCUGUGACACUUACUAAAGAUGAAGAAGAUUGGCAAUGUGGUGCAGGGUUUGAAGCCAAUGAUGCUAAUGGUAGCAGUGCAGGUAUCAUAUGUUGGGGCAAAUGUACUGUACAAGCUGGCCAUAAACGAUGGCAUGAGCUUGAGGGUGGUUAUUGCCUACCGCUAUGUAUUCGCUACAGCUUCUAUAGCUCCACUUGCGCUCAUUCUUGAAAGGAAGAAGAGGUCAAAGAUGACUUGGAAUGUGCUGUUUCAGUUAUUUCUGUGCGCUUUAUUUGGAGGAGUAUUAACUCAAAAUUUCUACUUAGAGUCCCUGGUUUUAACUUCGGUAACGUUUGCAUCCGCCAUGUCCAACCUUGGAUCCGCUAUAACCUUUAUCAUGGCCGCUUCCUUCGGAUUGGAAAAAGUCAAUUUGAAAACGGCAGCAGGUAAAGCUAAGAUAGUGGGUACAGUAACUGGAAUUACUGGGGCAAUGGUACUGACUUUGGUUAAAGGCAUGGAAAUCAAAAUGGGGUCCUCCCACGUACAUCUUUUGCAUCACCAAAACGGUGCGCACCCUCACGCUAAUACCGGUGGUACCGGUAAGAACCUCUUGGGUGCUCUUUUCAACCUAGCCAGUAACAUCGCUUUCUCAUUGUGGCUCAUAAUUCAGAAAAAGAUAACUGACAAGUACCAGAGUCAUUACACAACCACCACGUUGAUAUCGUUUUGGGCAUCAGUGAUAUCCAUUGUGUUUGCUCUUUGCACUGAGAGGGAUUGGAGUCAGUGGAGGCUGGGUUGGAAUGUUAGAUUAUUAACUGUUGCUUAUGCGGGUAUAGUGGUUUCUGGACUGGUGGUGGUUGUACUUUCAUGGUGUAUCCAAAUGAGAGGCCCGUUGUAUGUAUCUGUUUUCAAUCCCCUGGGGCUUGUGAUUUUGGCCUUCGCUUGUUCUCCGCUAUUGAACGAGAACAUAUACCUUGGAAGCAUCAUUGGAGCAGUGUUGAUUGUCUGUGGCUUAUAUGCGGUUAUAUGGGGUAAAAGCAAAGAGAUGAAGAUAAGUCCAUUGGUGUCUUCUAAUGAAUCGGAUACGGUUGAAAUAGUCUUGAGAUCUACAGGACCAGAAGAGAAAAGCAACAAGAAUAUUGGUAUACAAGUGAUUAGGGAUGAUGAAGAUUUACCAGCAGAUGGACAUGAAGAGCUAAGUACUGCACAUGUCCACAAUCAAGAAAAAGAAUAAAGUCUUAGUAAUAUAGUGCCUGAAUAAUUCAACUCUCUAACUUCUGCUGAUAGAGAUUGAUAGUGACACUCAUUCGUGUAUGUAUGUACAUGCAUAAAGUCAAGUGGCUACUUCAUCUAUUUCCACCCAUAAGGCAUAAAUAUAGUUGGCAUUUACUGAUUCACCUGAUUUCA